AUGCGGGACAGGAGUCGAAUGUCGGCGGUGAGGUGGAGGCGCGGAGCAGAGGAGCAGGGGGAGGGCGACGACUGCGAUACUGGAUCGACCAUCGACGGGAGGAGGAAACAGGUCUGGGCGGCGGCGGGAAUGGAGUCUGGACGGCGAGUCGCCGACUGCCGGCGAGGCGGCAACCUGGUGUCUCACAAUUCGAUUUUAGAGAGGGAGAGGGAACGUGCGGUGGGUCUGCUUGGUGGGGAGGGGGGAAUUUGGGAAAUGAAAAGGGUUGGGGAAUGGGAAGGUCGAUAG
Messenger RNA from Linum trigynum, 288 nucleotides. Lineage: Eukaryota; Viridiplantae; Streptophyta; Magnoliopsida; Malpighiales; Linaceae. The record is from the annotation of a GenBank genome assembly.